Messenger RNA from Ochotona princeps (American pika), 2623 nucleotides. RefSeq names its product solute carrier family 43 member 3 (gene SLC43A3). Bases 448 to 1935 code for a protein of 495 amino acids. The record is from RefSeq and is a predicted model, not a curated record. NCBI's taxonomy places the organism in Eukaryota, Metazoa, Chordata, Mammalia, Lagomorpha, Ochotonidae. The transcript is spliced from 13 exons.
GAAGUGGUGCUGAAUGGGAGGCCUGUCCCAGCCCCUUCCGGGCAGGCGGGCGCGGGCGGAGGCGAGCCCGGGACAGGGAGGGGCGCCGAGAAGCGCGAAUCCGAACUGCGGGCGGCGCGCGGGGAAGGGCCGGGAGAGCCGCGGCGUGGAGCGGGUCGGGUACUGCCUGUGAGCAUCCUGCCUGUCCCUCCACAGCCUCGAAGAAAGAAGAACUCUUUUCCAUCUGGAAGUUCCCGGGAAGCUUCUGUGGCAGUCAGUCUCUGUGGAUUUCACAGGCUCCAGAGAACACAUUGAUGUGUUGUGCCCAAGCCCGAAACACAGCCGGACAGCUCCUAGGCAGGAAGGGUUUGCCAGAGGAAUUUUCCAAGUACUAGGACGCCAGGACUGCGGCUCCUGUGGUCAGGCUUGGAGGACAGCGUGGGGUAGGAGGAUCGGUGCCUUGGGGCCAUGGCGACCCAGGGCCUGCCCCUUUACGUGGCCACCCUCCUGACUGGGCUGCUGGAGUGUGUGGGCUUUGCUGGCGUGCUCUUCGGUUGGACUUCUCUGGUGUUCGUUUUCAAAGCAGAACAUUACUUUGAGAAUCUGUGUGAGCCACAGGCUGGGCCGCUGGGCAACAUCACUGGUGUCGAUGGUGUGGAGGUCUGCAAAGCCCAGGAUGCCAGGUUCUCACUUAUCUUCACCCUGGCUUCAUUCAUGAACAACUUCAUGACGUUUCCCGCCGGUUACAUCUUUGAUCGCUUCAAGACCACCGUGGCCCGCCUCAUAGCCAUAUGUCUCUACACAAGUGCCACCCUUAUCAUUGCUUUUACCACUGCAGAUUCUGCUCCUCUUCUCUUCCUGGCCAUGCCCAUGCUCACCGUCGGGGGAAUCCUGUUCCUGAUCACCAACCUACAGAUCGGGAACCUAUUUGGGAAACACCGUUCGACCAUCAUCACCCUUUACAAUGGUGCAUUUGACUCUUCCUCGGCAAUCUUCCUCAUCAUCAAGCUUCUUCAUGGACUUGACAUCAAACUCGUGCACUCCUUCAUCUUCAUCUCUAUCUGUAGUAUCUGGCACGUUGCACGCACUUUCCUCCUGAUGCCUCGUGGGCACAUCCCCUACCCACUACCACCCAACUACACCUAUGGUCUGUGUGCCAGGGACAGUCCCACCACGACAGAGAAGCAAAUAGCUGAGCAAAAAUGCAGGGAGCUGCAGUCAAAGGAGUUCCUCCCGUCAAAGGAAGAGAUCUUGGGACCAGCGCAGCAGCAGGGAUCUGGCUCUUUCUGGAGCUACGCUCUCUCUUGGCGCUUUGCCUGGCACCUCAUGUGGCUGUCUGUGAUACAGCUGUGGCACUACCUCUUCAUCGGCAUUCUAAACUCCAUGCUGACCAAGCUGGCCGGGAAAACGGAGCUCGUCAGCGCCUACACAGAUGCCUUUGCCAUCACUCAGUUCUUCGGCAUUCUGUGUGCCCCGUGGAACGGCCUGCUCAUGGACCUCCUGAAGCAGAAGUAUCAGAGGGAUGCCAAGAAGACAGGUACCUCAGACGCCUCGGUGGCCCUCUGCUCGACGGUGCCCUCGCUGGCCCUGACGUCCCUGUUGUGCCUAGGCUUUGCCAUCUGCGCCUCGGUCCCCUCCCUCCCGCUUCAGUAUGUCACCUUCGUCCUGCAAGUGAUCAGUCGCUCCUUCCUCUACGGGGGCAACGCGGCCUUCCUCACCCUCGCUUUCCCUUCGGAGCAUUUUGGAAAGCUCUUUGGGCUGGUGAUGGCCUUGUCGGCCCUUGUGUCCCUGCUGCAGUUCCCCAUCUUCACCCUCAUCGAAGGGCCCCUCCAGAGUAAUAAUGUGUACUAUGUGAACGUGGUGUUGGUGCUGGCCAUUCUCCUGACAUUCAUCCACCCCUUCCGGGUGUACCGAGAGUGUCGUGCUCAGAGGAAAGCCCCUUCUACCGCUCUGUAGCUCGGCCUGAGUCCUCGCCCAGCAGCCCUGAGGGUGCUCUUGAUGAUCUCUCCCCCGAUCUUGGAGGAUUCCCUGUCCAGGAGGACUUUACCUACCCACGCUAUGUGUGUGAAACUCCUGUAACUAACAGCCGGGACGUCUGAUUACCAGGACAGAAUCUCGGCUGCUAAGUGGGUUGAUGUAGUGCAGACCCGAAGUCAGGGCACGUGGAUGUUCUCCCUGGAUGUGGCCUUGCUGACCCUGGGCCCCAGGGAGCAAGUUUGGGGAAGACACCAUGUGACCCGGGUGCUGCUGAUGUCCAUGGGUGCUAGAACCCCUGCUGCCCAUGGCCUUCAAGGGAAGCCCUCGGUCGCCAUGGCCUCCCUAUGCUUUCCAGCCUGGAAAGGCAGUGGUGACAGUGGCUCCUGCUUGCCUGUGGCCCCCCACUCACCUGCAAAGGUGCAGCCUUGGGUACAGAACUCCUGGUGAGCUGCCGGGGGAAAGGCUGCUGCCCUGAAGGACAUGAUGGAGUCAGGUCAUUCUCGGUGUCUUGGGAAUCAGCUGGAGGGUCAGUGGGGAGGAGGAUUUCAAUCAGCUCUUUGGGGAAGUGUUUCUUUUCAAGGUGGAGACUGGUUCUUUAGUUUGAGCGUUUUGUAGGGAACUUUUUUUAAGGAAUAAUUUUAUAGAACAAUAAAGCCUCUUCAAGACA